This is a messenger RNA of Parnassius apollo (apollo), 3135 nucleotides long. The record is from the annotation of a GenBank genome assembly. Lineage: Eukaryota; Metazoa; Arthropoda; Insecta; Lepidoptera; Papilionidae.
AUGGCGUGCUUGAAGUGCAAAGACAAAUUGAUAAUAGUGUUAGUGCUAGUGAGUGUUUUCGGCAGAAGCAUUAGUGAUAGUGAUGUGUUUGAUCCACAAAACUACCCUAAAGACCUUGAAAGCGCAGCCGAUCUUUUACAGGGUCGUGAUGAUGAUGGAGUAAGCGAGGAAACAGUUGAAAAAGAAACUAAAUUUAGUAGCGGCGAAAUGGAAGCGGUAGCCGAGGAGGGUCAAAUAAAAAACUUGGAUACUGGUCGUCCAUCGCAACAAGAUGCGAUCGAUUACGACAGGCGCAUGAAUGCCGAUUAUGAAGCAGAUAAUACAUCUAUAGAAAAAUCCAUAGAUUCUAAUCAAACUACAGAAACAACAGCUGCAAUGCCCGAGGCGGAGAUACCAGAGGCUCUACGUCUUAAAAAUUCAAGUGAGGAAAAUGUAGACUUCAAUGAGUACAGUCAACCAAAUAGAAAUUCAAAUGACAAAACCGAUAAUGACGCAACUGAAUUAACCACGAUUGACGCUGCUGACGCUACGGAGGGUGUUUCAUUGUCUACGAUAGACAAUAAUGUUUAUAAAGCCAAAGACAUUGUGCCUGAGGACAUUUAUUUUAAUCACAGUGCACGCAACGACGAUGAAAUGCAGACAGAGAUGCCGGCGACGCCACAGGCAACUCGAGCCAGUGGCAGCAUAGAAGUUCUAGAAUCUGCUGUAGAAGCAGAACACCAGUUUGAAAACCCUGGACAGAGGAGCCCGAAGAUCGAUAGUGCGGAUUCCAAACAAACACUCGACAAGCGGAACAACGACGCGAAACCUCGCUCAACACCAAUCGUCAGCAAGAGCACGACCCUAAGAUCCUGGCUGGAAGACUCGUGGCUGCGUCCGCCCGCUGGGCUCCUGGUACCGCUAAGGCCAAAAGCCUUGAAAAGAGCCUUGGACGUGUGGAACGACCUGUCCGCUGGUGGGGCUUUGAAAAUCAGCGAUAUUGUAAUAGUCGGAUAUGAUUCUAAUGGUAUCAACUGGAGAUCACGUCACAUGCUUCAGCCAAACAGCUUAGGAGGAGAUAGAAGUGUGGCAGAAGCACUAUCAAAGCUCAUCCUCAAAUACCAGGGCGUAAGAAGAGAUUUGGCGAGCGACGGAACCAUGCGGGCGCUCGCUUCCGCCGCGAAGCUGGUCCCAUACGACAGCGCACUCUUCGUCAUUACCGACCGAGGAGUAGGGGAUCCGCAGAAGUUGCCGUUGGCAUUGCGGGCGCUGAUCGAGAAGAGGCUCAAGGUAUACACCAUAUGGACGGACCCUCGCCAUCCGUCAGUGGAGUCUGAAGCGGCGCUUCAAGAGUUGAGGAAUAUUUCCACGCACACUGAAGGGGAAGUACUGUCUUAUUCUUUACAAGUGAAGGACAUGGAGAAUAGUCUACCAUCAGAAACGGAAUUACAACAGUGGGAGCCUCUAGCGGAGCCUUUAUUAUCACCAAGACGUGCGAGGAUGCGGCAUAUAGAAGACGGUUUUGAUACACUGCUAGUAUGGAGGGGUGGCGGAGAAGCGAUUUCUCUCGGGAUCCCUGUGGAGGCUGGGGUCGCCGCAUUGAGAGUGCUCAUCGAGGGCGCUGUGGAUCACGCCGCGCUGUUCCCACCAAACGACGCACCUCAAGUGGAUUUAUACAAUACCACGUCGGUGCAGGAGUUUUCUCCAGGUUCGAGGAUCGACAGUUGGUCACCAAGAGACGUAUACUUGGCCUUCCCAGGAGCUUCGGAUAUUGAUAUGCUUUCAGUCGUGCCGGCGACGCCGCCCGACACGGAAGUAUCCACCGGCUUUGUAGGCGUGUGGCACCUCAGCGUGCGUUGCGACAGUUGUGACUAUAGACUGACGGUUUUCGCACACACCCUUAUACACUUCCAAGCUGAAGCGGAUAAAGAUGGGCUAAGUCUUCGCAUCAUCGGUCCAGUGGCGAGUGUUCGCGAGUCAUCGCUGGUUGACGAGUAUGGCACGGAACUGGCUAAGCUACCAUUUACCUACCCCCUUAUGACCAACGAUGGUCUCAACGAUCCCAAAGAAAACUUAAUGACCGAGAUAGAAGAGGAUGUACCAAUGCCCAAGGUGAAAGGGUCGAAGAUAUACGUGAAGAUAUUGGGCAGAAAUAUGCAAGGUGAUCCCUUUAUCAGGUUCUCCGGACCAAUCAAUCAGGAAACGGAAGUCAGGAAUGGGAGAUCGACGGUCAUCUUUCCCGAUUCGGGCAACGAUUUAGAAAGAGCUGAAGAAGAGAACUCCAGGAUAUACAGCAGCAGACUCCAGUAUAACGACAGCGAGGUGCUGCCGUACGGCCGGGCAGUUUCGCAGGUCAUGAACCAACGCGGUGUGAUUCUGACAACGGUGCAAAUUGGGCUGAGUACAAAACUGUAUGGAUCGCCGGGCGACAGUCUUCAGCUGUACUUUGAAGUGACCAACUAUCGCGAGCAAGCUGUUAGAUUCAACUUCGGAGCUGUCGGAGAACUGAGGUUCCUCAGAAGCAUCGAGCCAGUGUCACAAACGAUAUCAUCCGGGCAGACUGUGAACGUGAUCGUGAAUGUUUUGAUAACGGCGACCGCUCAGCCCGGGGCUAGGGACCUCAUCACCUUCACUGCCUACGGUCUAGAACAAGUAUCAAUCUCCGCAUACGUCUACGUGAUGAACCCGGGCGAGACCAAAGUGGACACCUGGGCUCCCGAGGUCCGUCACAACUUCCAGGGCUCCUGUAUCGGAAGGAUGGGCACCGAUUGCUCUGAGCACGUCUGGUCAGUCACCAUUGUGGCUAGAGAUGCUGUCGCCGGUCUCCUCCGUCUGUCGUCAUCGCCGCUGGGGCUGACGUACGACAGCAACUUCGUGUCGGGCACGCGCGGGGAGGUGGUGGCCACGUACCGCGCGUCGUGCUGCGCGCCGCGCCUGCUCGUGUCCGCCGUGGACGCGCUCGGCAACACCAACAGCUACGUCGUCGACGUCUCCAGUUACAUAUCGAAUGCAGGGAUAGCCGCAAUAGUGUUGGGAAUCCUCCUAUUUAUUGCUCUGGUAGCUCUCAUUACAUUCCUGAUAUACUGGUGUGUCAAACGCAGAAGAUCUUCAAAAGAAUUCUCUUCAUACAACACAUCGUCAAGAAACAUUAGCUAA